Messenger RNA from Panicum virgatum (switchgrass), 1002 nucleotides. RefSeq names its product F-box/FBD/LRR-repeat protein At2g04230-like. The record is from RefSeq and is a predicted model, not a curated record. The coding region runs from base 1 to 1002 and encodes 333 amino acids. Lineage: Eukaryota; Viridiplantae; Streptophyta; Magnoliopsida; Poales; Poaceae. The transcript has a single exon. Gene Ontology annotation, molecular function: protein binding.
AUGCAACUCAGGUCCGGGCGGCGCUUAGUGUACCCACCGCCGAAGCAGCAAGGAGGUGACCAUCGCCGCCGGUCCCAGCAAAUCUCAGAGGACAGGAUCAGCAGCCUGCCUGAGGACCUGCUCCUUGAGAUUCUCGUCCGUCUCAGGUCUGUCGCUGACGCUGUGUGUGCUGGAGCAGUAUCCCGUGGCUGGCGCGACCUCUGGACUGAGCUUCCUGAGCUCAUUUUCUGGUCCGCCCACCCUCUCUCUGUCCAGUCGAUGCUUGCCAGGAUCACCCGUCCAUCGCUGGACCUCGUCAACAUCUAUCUGUGGUCAGACUGGGGUGACAACGACUACGAAGACUGGGAUGUACAAAUAUCCUUGCUUCUCCGCGGCGCCGCACGGCUGUUGCCGGAGAAAUUCAUCAUCACAAUAGAUAUCCACCAAACAGGCUGCGUCGUGGAUCUUCCUUGCUUUGAGCGCACCUCCUUCCUUAGUCUUCACAUGAGGGCAAUCUCAAUUAGAUUGCCACAGUAUGGUGAAUUCACUGCGCUCAAGAGCCUUCACCUGGAAUUGUGCUGCAUCCACCUUUGCACCCUACUCCGCCUCUGCCCGUCCCUGCGCAUCCUGAACAUCAGGAAUUGCAGCGAUCUCAGACAUGCUGGCACGGUGAUUGUUCACUCGCCGUCGCUUGAGGAGUUCAGCUUGGAGAUAAGUAAUCAUGACAUCUGCUGCAUCCUGAACAUCAGGAAUUGCAGCGAUCUCAGACAUGCUGGCACGGUGAUUGUUCACUCGCCGUCGCUUGAGGAGUUCAGCUUGGAGAUAAGUAAUCAUGACAUCUGCUGCAUUGACAUUGUGGCCCCGGUGCUUAAGGAGGUGACAGUGGAGGCCUAUAUUGACAUAAGCUUCACUUUGUCCUUCUUGGCCCCAAUGGUGAAAAAACUUAGAUGGAGUUAUGAUUAUGGCUACGUUUUUGUUGGGUUCGACCAAAUAUGGCGACUCAUGAGCAUAACGGUUGCGUGA